CGAGGCACGUGUCACCGAGGGGUGUGUCCGUGGCGUCUGCGCCGCGUUUAAAAUUGCGAGCGCGAGAUGUCCCGCAGCCCGCGCGCGCACUCCCGACUUUCACGCGCCCGUUCGCUCCGUGUCCUGGACCCCCCGUGGAGAUGGCGAACUCGGACAGAGUGGUGCUGGCCCUCGGCGGGGCGGGGGUCGUCGGGUCCGGCGUGGUGAAAGCGCUGCUGGACAGAGGUUUUAAAGUUGCAGUGAUUUCCAGAGACAGCAGCAGGCUGGAGAAACUGAGGGCGUUUGUCUCUCCGUCCACCCGAGACAAGCUGAUCACUCUGGUGGGGAACGUUGGCUCAGAGGAGGGGGCAGAGGAAGCCAAGCAGGCCCUGCUGAAGGCAGCAGGGAAGGUGACGGAUGUGGUGUCCUCUCUGGGGUUCAGCUGGUGGCAGGGUGGGCCGCCCCACACGCAGCCCCUCAAGGAGCUGGUCUGGGUUCUGGAGACCCUCUUGUUAAGCACUUUUGUAUCCUGGAAAGUGUUUUUCCCCUUGGUGAGAGACAACCCCCGCUGCACCUACACAUUCGUAACAGGGGGCGCCGGUGAGAAGGUACUGAUGCCAGGAACGGGAUUCCUAACAGUGGGUGCGGCCAGCGCCCUGGCAUUCUGCCAAGUACUACGGGAGGAGUACCCAGAUGUGCCCUGCAAACUCAAUCAGCUGAAGAUCAACUCAGGCGUGGCCCCCCCAGAGCGCAUGGCUCCUGGCUACCUAAACCACCUGGACCUGGGGGAGGCAGUGGCUGCGCUAGUUGAGCGGACCAACGAAUCUCACAAAAUCUUCUCCAUCAAUGGCCCAGAUGACCUCAAAACCUUCCUCCAGUAGGGAAGAGUGAGGGUGAAACCCGUUCAUCUACCCCCACCUCAUCCCAAUGGACCCCUCAGUCACCACCCUGGAUGACAGCACAUAUAACCCCCCUGUGAGCAUCUUCAACAUCCCCAUCCUGUAGAGCAACUUACAACUACAUCAGUGUCUUUUGGAAAGUUACAGCUCUUUUCUCUGCUACAUUUAGCCAAACCUGCAAUAAAUCACUUUAAGUGCAAACUACUUUAACCAAAAUCCGACUGCUAAUAGACUACUAGAAUUUGAAUUCUAUUGCAUCGCAACAUCCAGAAAUUGUCGUUUCAAACAUUUACAUGUAUGCAUUUAGCGGACGCUUUCCUCCGGCAUGAUGUACAACGUAGAGUUUGCAGAAGCGCGUUCCACAACGUGCUAAAUAGUUGAAGUAUCUGAACAUUAAACAGUCCGAAUGGAACGUUUCAUCCUGGGAAAAUAUUAACGUUCGUGGCAUUUGCUUGGGAUCAUGUUUGUACAUCACUGUGUGUUCAUCUCCUGAAUAAUGGUCCAGAAUGGCUGCGCAAACUAAAUGUCACUCAGUAUAUAUUUCAUAAAACGCACUCAGAUACGAUCCUACCGUUACUCAGAAACGUCCAAGAGGUGUUCCGAGACACAUUUUCAACCUCCUUGUAAUCACUAUCUGAGCUCCUCCUAAUCCAGUAUCCAGGCUGCCAAAUACAAAAGCACGUCCUUUGUCUUCAUAUCCCAGUACGGUUCAUCGGCACCAGCAACCGUCAUUUGGAUGCAUGUUACUUGUGUCCUGCAUGUUUCAAUAAACUGUGUUUUUAAAGAAAGACUUUGACUGUUCAAUGACUCUUCAUUCAUUAAACAAUAUCGCCUGCACACUCAGAAAACCUUUGAGUAAAACCGAAUACUCAA
Scleropages formosus (Asian bonytongue) is the source of this 1751-nucleotide messenger RNA. RefSeq lists its product as uncharacterized. The transcript is spliced from 6 exons. Gene Ontology annotation, cellular component: mitochondrion. The coding region runs from base 141 to 860 and encodes 239 amino acids. Lineage: Eukaryota; Metazoa; Chordata; Actinopteri; Osteoglossiformes; Osteoglossidae. Gene Ontology annotation, biological process: fatty acid beta-oxidation. Gene Ontology annotation, molecular function: 2,4-dienoyl-CoA reductase (NADPH) activity. The record is from RefSeq and is a predicted model, not a curated record.